AAGGCGAGCAAAGAAGUACCAAAACAAAGUGGAGAACGUGCUCGUUCCUUUAUUUUGUUUAGCUUCCAAGCCAUUUUUUUUUUUUGCAAGCAGGCUCUGCUAUCAUCAUGGGCGGUAUUCCGACACCUCUGCGGUGCUUCAGCGAGCAACACUCCGCAGAAAUGUUCGUGGAUGACGGGGUGGAAACGGUGACUUCAGUGGAGCAGAAAAAAGUGGAAAGCAGCAUUGAAGAGGCCAUAAGUGUUUACAAGCAAUCGCACAGCUUACCACAGCCUUUGUUGUUGCGGGAACAACACUACCAAUACCUCAAGAGGGGAUUACGUCAUUUAUCUGAUGCCUACGAGUGUCUGGAUGCAAGCAGACCGUGGCUUUGCUUCUGGAUUCUUCACAGUCUGGAGUUACUAGAGGAGCCCAUUCCUCCUGCUGUUGCCUCUGAGGUGUGUCAAUUUCUGGCACAUUGUCAAAGCCCGACAGGGGGCUUCGCUGGAGGACCAGGGCAACACGCCCACCUCGCACCCACCUAUGCUGCCGUCAACGCCCUCUGUAUCAUCGGAACUGAAGAAGCAUAUGACGUUCUAGACAGGGAGAAGCUUCUAGAUUUCCUAAUGUCACUGAAGCAGCCUGAUGGCUCCUUUGUGAUGCACAUCGGAGGAGAGGUGGACGUCAGGAGUGCUUAUUGUGCUGCUUCAGUAGCAUCGCUCACAAACAUCAUCACACCCAAACUGUUCGAGGACACGACCAACUGGAUCCUCAGCUGUCAGAACUGGGAGGGUGGUAUGAGUGGAGUUCCAGGUUUGGAGGCACACGGGGGUUACACUUUUUGUGGCACGGCCGCCCUCGUCAUCCUGGGUAAAGAACACAUGCUGGAUCUCAAAGCCUUACUGAGGUGGGUGGUCAGCAGACAGAUGCGAUAUGAAGGAGGCUUCCAAGGCCGAUGUAAUAAACUGGUGGACGGCUGCUAUUCUUUCUGGCAAGCUGGACUCCUACCUCUACUCCACAGAGCCUUAUUCAAUGAUGGAGAGUCGGAGCUGAGUCGGCAGUGGUGGAUGUUCGAUCAGCAGGCCUUGCAGGAGUACAUCCUCCUGUGCUGUCAGAAUCCAACAGGGGGCCUUCUGGAUAAGCCUGGCAAAUCCAGAGACUUUUACCACACGUGUUACUGCCUGAGCGGGCUCUCCAUAGCACAGCACUUUGGAAACACGGAGCACUACCAUGAGAUCAUCGUCGGCAAGGAGGAGAACCGACUGGCUCCAACUCACCCGGUUUACAACAUUUGUCCGGAGAAGGUGGCUCAGGCCCUGCAGCACUUCCUGCGGUUGCCCGUUCCUGACCUCACCCAACAGCCGGGAACCUCAGCUGACGCCAAACCAUCAGAACCGGCCGCUGCCUCUGGACCCGCUGAGCCUCAGUCCUAGUUCCACCUCAGCAGGGCCGUUGCUCAGAGUGUGAACCUGUUAACUCUGAGGACCGGACUCCAGUCAAGUCGGACCUGAUGUGGACUAUUAAAGGCGGGAUGGACCCUCAGGCUGCAGUUUUACCUAAGUAGAAGUGAACAGUUUUGUCUGGACAGCUUUAAGUUCUUGCUUGUGUUGCUUACUGUUCUGAUCUUCUAAAAUGAAAGUGUUACUUUGUACGGUUUCAAUAUGAGUUAAUAAAACUUUGUACCACAGUUCCCAUAACGGUACCAACACGUGUUUGAGCACUAAAGCCUGAGCGUUGAAACAUU
Molecule: messenger RNA, 1723 nt
Organism: Nematolebias whitei (Rio pearlfish)
Lineage: Eukaryota; Metazoa; Chordata; Actinopteri; Cyprinodontiformes; Rivulidae
Gene: fntb
Product: farnesyltransferase, CAAX box, beta
Exons: 12
Coding region: 108-1412 (434 amino acids)
Biological process (GO): protein farnesylation
Cellular component (GO): protein farnesyltransferase complex
Molecular function (GO): protein farnesyltransferase activity
Source: RefSeq, a predicted model, not a curated record